Pygocentrus nattereri (red-bellied piranha) is the source of this 6903-nucleotide messenger RNA. RefSeq names its product zinc finger protein 385C-like. Gene Ontology annotation, molecular function: zinc ion binding; nucleic acid binding. The record is from RefSeq and is a predicted model, not a curated record. Gene Ontology annotation, cellular component: nucleus. NCBI's taxonomy places the organism in Eukaryota, Metazoa, Chordata, Actinopteri, Characiformes, Serrasalmidae. The coding region runs from base 44 to 1747 and encodes 567 amino acids. The transcript has 10 exons.
CUCGGAUAUCGCCGGUACGGUCGUGACUGUGCGAUGUGGCUGAAUGUCCUUCCCGGGGCAGAAAACGGACUCUCCUCACCGAGCCAGAGCAGGUAUGAAGCGUCCAUCCAGUCCAGGGUUUCCAGAGAUUGGGCCAGCUGCAGCUUCAGAGCUAUGUAUGGGGCAUCGUCACAGAGACGGGGACCCCCGGCCAAAGCGCGAGCGUAAGCAGCGGACCCUGACGCUGUGUGAGGUGUGUAACAUCCAGCUUAACUCCAGUGCUCAGGCACAGAUACACUACAAUGGAAAAACGCACCAGCGCAGACUGCGACAGGCCAACCAGGCCAAAAACAACCGGACAGCCAACAACAACACAGGAAGUCCUGUCCAGGGCAGUCCUUUACUGACGUCAUUGCCACUUCCUGGACGGCCGCUGCAGCCUCAGCUGGACCUGAAGCACAUUCUUCCUCUGAGGGUCAAUGGCUCCUCCCCCCUCAGCCUCUUCCCCAACUUUAACACGAUGGAUCCUGUUCAGAAGGCAGUUAUCAGCCACACAUUCGGCCUUCCGCAGCCAAUCAAAAAGAAACAGAUCAUCUCCUGCAACAUUUGUCACCUCCGCUUCAAUUCUACAAACCAAGCUGAAGCUCAUUAUAAAGGCCAUAAACAUGCACGUAAACUCAAAGCCAUCGAUAACCAGAAGAACAAACAGAGGAACCAGGGAAGAGAGAGAGAAAGAGAGAAAAAGAAAGAGAGAGCGAGAGAAGAGGGGAAGGCUGGACACCUUCCUGCAUUGAUGGACAGCAGUGUGUUGGAGAGGCCAGCAAUUAUGUGUGACUCUCAGGUUGCACACUUGAAGCUGGAUGAAGCCCAUGCACAGGGCAACUCAGUCAUGCUCACCCCCAUCUCAGACUCCUCCUCCACAGACCCAGCACCACUUCAGUCCCCCCAGGUUUCUCCCAAUUCCCAGCAAUCAGUAAGCUCAUGUGAAGCUGUCCCAGACCCACCUGCCCUGGGCUCAGAUUCAGAGCCUUCAGACCAGCCCAAAGGAGACCAGGAACACGAGACUGGGGCAGAGCCAAACAGAGAGGGCCGGAAAAACAAACAGAAUCUCCACUGUCCUGUCUGCAAAGUCACAGUCAACUCCAGAUCACAAAUGGAUGCUCAUUACAGCGGCUCUAAGCACAAGCUGAUGUUGGAGGGUCAGUGUGUGCAGCCUCGGCGACGGGGAGGGAAGGUGGUCUCCUCCCGCAUGAAUCCCCGUUCUAAGCGCCAUGGCAACAAGAACAGUGCCACCUCCAGCAGCCAAUCGUAUCAUUGCGAUGUGUGCGAUAUAACUGUCAACUCAGAAACUCAGCUGAAACAGCAUAUGAGCAGCAGGAGACAUAAAGACAGACUGGCAGGAAAACCCCCCAAACCAAAGUUCAGCCCUUACAACAAGAGUUCAGCCAGCUCAGUGCUAGCGAAUGCGGGGUUGGCUGGUCUGUUGGGCGGGGCUGGCUCCGCCUUUGGGGGAGUGUAUCACCCCUACAGCCUCACCACAAUAACUCCUCAGGUGAGCCCGGAGGUCACAUCAUGUCCAAACCCCAAAGGCUCAUCUGUGAUGAGGGCAGACCAAAUUAGCCCUUCAGAAGGAGCUGUCCAAAACCUUGACCGCUGGCUUUCUACCUUCACCUCUGACCCCCGCGACCCUCUGCACCAUGGCAACAAAUCCUCUUACCUUACGCCACACCACCGGGCCGACCACCAUUAUUCAAACCCCCCUGCUUAGCCCUGCCCUCUUUAGACCUGCCCCUGGACCCCUGAGGGCAGCACAUGCUCCAAUCAUCUUCUCUCCUUAUUAGCCCCGCCCACCAGAGACUCUGCAUUAUAGACUCGUAAGAAAACAUGAAAAACUUUGUGGAAACUUUAUUAUGGAGAAGAACUGCAAAGAGGUCACUCAAGAAGAGGUUAUCACUGAAAUAACUAUGCAGCCAGAGAGAGAUAUACACUGACCAUUUAGGAAGAGCCAGCUGUGUACUACAAAAUAUGAGCCAGUCACUUAAAUAGUUCCAACAGAAACACCAGUUAGCUUGGGGUCAAAAAUAUUCUGGUUUGAGUUCCCUUUUGAACUGCUGAUCUAUUCGUGCUCCUUCAGCAAAUGCAUUCUUUCAUAUUGACUGUUGCUAAGUUGAACAACUUUCACAAAAUGUUCCCAAAAGUCCCAUUCAACCUGAAAUUAGGCUGGAUUUUAUUGAGCUGCGUUGUGUUGUUUAGCUAAUUGAAAGUAGUCAGGCUGUAAACAGCAACACUUUUGCCACCAUGCAAACGUUAGUUACAAAAAAAAAAACUAUCUUAAGGCUGGGUUUACAUAGUGAAACUUUCAUGCAUUUCAUGCAUUUUGAUACAUUUGAUGCAUAGUUGCAUGUUGUGAGUUGUCUGCACCAUAAUAUCUGUGCAACCUGACAGUGUAAUUUACAUAUUUGCAACAUUUUUUAACAUCUUAUGUGUUUUUCCUGCUGUCCUUGCCAUUCUUUUAAUUUCAUAUCUAUAUGUCUGUAAAAUAUGGGUGCACCAAAAUAGGAGAAAUUCUAGCAUAGCAGUUCACAAUAACAUCAGGCAAAAGAAUGAACACUGGCUAGUCAACGCUGACUUUACUUCACUAAAGUUGCUUAUAAGUUUCACUGUGCAAAGCCAGCCUAACAGUGUGGUGUUUCACAUGCGUACAAAUGUGAAAUUAAUAACGCACUUGAAAAGGUAUUUUGACAAAAGCUGAGUUGUGCACUACAGUUUCUCCUUAGGUUGAAUGGGAUUUUCAUCAGCGUGCUGUAAAGCUUGGCCUGCUUUCCUUCAGGCUCUGGUAAGCCUGUCCAUACACUCCUCUGGUGCUUUCAAGGCGUAUCUAUUGAUGCCAAGGAUACUUUAGUUUCCUCUUCCUGUCUGGUCAGUUGCAAAGGACCAUGGGUACCUCCUGUCUCCAACAACGAAGAUGGGUCGUUUCAGAAGGAGGGAACCAAUGUGAAGUUUUAGUUUGUGUUUUAUCGUUUUUUAGCUAGUAGAGGUGCUUUAGGAGUAUUCUAGUGUUCAUAAGGCAGAUGCCAAAAUCCCUUUACUUGAUUUAUUGAUAUUGUUGGCUUUUUUUAAAAAUAUGUAGGAUAGAAUAAUAGGCAUAGUCAGAGAUGGAACAGCAGUUGUGAGGGGGAAAAUGAGGAACAGAAAGCUAUGAAGAGUUAGAAGUGGGACGCAAUGAAAAGUUGUUAUUUUGCUUGUUCUCACACUUGCAAAUGUGCACUAUACGGUGAGGGCUUUACCGUAUUAAGUUGAAAAAUAACAGUGCAGUAAGGGUUUUUUUUUUAAGCUGCCAUAAAUGGUAUUUGGUCAUUUUUAAUGGGCAAAAAUUGGCAGUUAUUUGUUAAGUAAAUCAAUUUAAAGGAAUACACCAGUGUUUUUAACCUAUUCUCUGUCUGCUGCAGUUGUAGCAUAUAGGCAACUACCACAGACAAUGAUUUCAACAUAGUUGCCUGUUCUUAUGAAACAGAAUUAGGUGACUCUGUGAAACCAGGUCCAGCAUCAGGGAGUUAUUUAGUGUCUCAGUGCCCCAUUAACCAGUCAUCAUGCCACAGUAAACCUACUACUUUUUACAUGCUUCUAUAGCGGCAGGACUGAGAACUAAAUGUAGCUCUGGACUUUUGUCUAGACCAGUCCACGGCAACCAAAGUGACCACCUCCAUCCCUGGUGGCAGAAGGCUAAAACAAAGUGAAACUUCCAAAAUUGGUAUUUGGUGAUUUGCUUUAUAUGUGACUCUCUUGAUGAGUCUCUGCCGAAUGUAUGGCUUUGGUCAGAUCUACCAUACAUUUCUUGCCCCAUAAUUUCUGUGUCGUGUGAAUACAUUGCCCCCCUUCUCGCCCUCACCCUCCAUGGUUUUUGGAUGCACCAGGCCUCCUUGAAACUCACUUAUAACAGCCAGUUGCUGAAUUUUAUGAAGAUUUGUUGACUUGUAUAGCACAAAUUUGAAACUAUGGCCGUUCCACUCAAACACUACAUGUGUUAGAAUGAGAUCGACUCAUAGAACUCUUACCAAAGCUGUUCUUUAGAAGAGGUUUUAUCCAAGUUUUUAACACUGGAGCAACUAAAAACACAGUUCUGCGCUUUCGCUAAGGUGCCCACUCAAAGUUUGGCUUCAGCUUAAAUCGGGCACACCUGAUUUAGGUUAUGAGGGCCUUUAGAGGCAUCUGAAUAUCAGGGACAGAUGUGUAGGAUCUGAACUCUCCAGGGUGGUAAUCUUCAGGAUCAGGAUGGGGCAGCCCUAUCCUAAGGUUUUCUUGAAUAUAUGGCAAUCAGAAUACUUCGCCAGCACCACUGUGUUAGUAAACACUAACCACAAGUUCUUCCCUUGUAAAAACGAGAUUAUAUGUAUAGCAUAUACAUACAGAUAUAUCUAUAGCUAAAUAAUCUACUUAAGUCUUAUUAAGCACAAACAAUAACUGAAGGAACAUACCAACUGCCCAUUGGCUUCUUUUGCGAGCCAGUUAUAGCAUUGUCUAUUCUUUUUUACAGAGAAACAUGUUAAAAUUAUUGACCCUUGUACAAUACAGAUGUGACAGAGAUUAGUUUGAAAAAUGCUGUUGUAUUCCUUUUAUUUCUUCCUCUCACCCUGUUAUCCAAGAUACUGUUUUCUUCAGCCAUUGACAAUCAGUUCCAGUCAGACAGGCUGUUGGAAGGCUCUCAGUAGAAGAUGCCCUUAGAUAUACCAUGGUGAAGGAUCAUCAGCCCUGACCCAGGCCCUAAUCUUAAGCUUGAUGCAUGGAAAAAUGAAGACCAUGCAUGAGAAGGCAUCUUCUACAAACACCUGGCGAGAGGAGAGAAGGGAGAAGUACAUUUUCAGGGACAAUAAAACAGGUAAAUGGGAUAAAACACAACUGUUAUGGAAGCAGAAAGCUACUUCACACAUAUACACACAGCCAUAUAUUUGUUAAGCUGAAUCUAAAGCAAGUCUUACACUUACUCUGAAAGAGCUGAGACAUUGUCACACCUCAUUUGCAUCCAUUUCUAUACAAUAACGCAUCGUAUCAGUUGGUAUUGGGAGAACUACAUCAUGUUGGCUUUAGAAACAACAUGUCAUUGCAGUUGUAUCAGAACCUUGUAGCUUCUUUUUGUUCCCAUUUUUACUUUGAAUGCUUUUUACCAAUUCAUGAUGAGUAAAUUAUCAAAAAUUACUUGGAAUACAAUCUUUAAUGUACAUUCAAGUUAAUAAUGUUUAAUAUUCCUUUUAAUAUAAACUUGCCGUUUCAGAGAUACAAAGUUUUGUUGUGUCAUUCAUAUUUUCCUUUAUAUUUCAGGAAAUAGCACAAAAUAAAGUCAAUUUUACAGUAUGUCAAAGUAAAAACACUAUCCUUCCUACAACAUGACACGUUUUGCUAAACAAUUGCACCUUACUGUAAUAUUUUGUCAUAACGAAGCCUAAUAACAGUGCCAUAAGGGAUGCUACACAGUUUAUUAAGUGGUAUGUGCAAUACAAAGUCUUUUUACCUUUUAUUAGCAGUUCUGUGUCCCUGAACCUCAUCCCUGUGUCAUCUGAUUUCUUAAUAUAUUAAGCAAUUUUACUGGUGUCCUAUGAAAGAGAUACAAUGUGUUUGAACUACAGUAUGAGGAGAUCAUAUACAGUUCUGUGCAAAAAGUCAAAGAUCCCCCUGCCCCAAGUCAAAAUGGCCAUUAAGUACAUAUUAUUUUUCAGGAUAUGUUUUUAAAGAGAGAGAAUAUGAGAUGUACUUGCAUAAGGAAGGAGAAAGUCAAAUGAGAAUAAGCAAAAAAAAAACAGACUAGACUUUGGAGGUGUGGAAAAAUAUCCUUGCAGAUUUGUUUGAAAAACUGAAAGCAAGUCUCCUGAAAAGAAUGGAAGUUGUAAUAAUGGAAAGAGCGCAUACAGUAAUUUCUGAAAAAUAUCAUACUUAUUUUCCUUUAACUUGCUGUGUUGUAUUAUGUCCAGACUGACAGGUCAAUCUGAUUUUUGUAAUAUCCAGACUGCAUCCAUAUUGAUUUUUGAUAGCCUGGACAACAAAAAAAAAUCACAUGAAAUCCAAUUUGGAUGUGGUUUUCAAUGUAAUUCCAAUUGAAUUUUUACAGAUGUGUCUCAGUCUGGAGACUCUAGGCCAUUUAAAGCUGAUUUAAAAGUGCCUUUUGGGUCCCUCACAACAUAAUAACAUCAGAUCCAGAGUGUCGGAGGUGCUGGGUAUUCAUCAAGAACCCCAAAGAUUCAUGCUCAUCCCAGAGAACUUUGAAGAGUUUGGAGAGGGAGAUAAUACACCCCCAUCUCUCCAGCAUCCACGUUUGAAAUCCCUGUCACCAACAUAGCUGCGUCGUUACCAGCCCAGGCAAAUAGCUUGAUGAUGUCUGGACAAAUAAAUCUGAACCGAUCACCUGCAGAAACCAGUGCAGACAGUUGUCUCAAAAGGUCUGAUUUGGGAAACAAAUGCAGUUUGCCUGCAGUCUGAACACAGUCUUAGAGGCUUCAUGGCAUUUUCUGUUUUAUGCUUUGUUUCCUGACGUUGAAAUGAACACUUACUGGCUGUUUUGCCUGCAAUUAAAUAAAUGAAGGGUGGUCUUUGUCUUUUACACAGUACUGUAUGUACUGUAAUACAGUUUGGGACACUCAUACAUACCUUAUUACAGUAUGAAAUGAUUUAUACUGUAAUAAAGUAUUUGGAGGUCGUAUAUACUGUAAUAUGAAGCUGCUAUCAUCUCCCAUUUCUCUGUGAUUUUAUAACCUCGUUGUGCAGUAGAAUAUUAAAGGAUAUGAGCUCAUAUGUUCUGAGUUGUACUGAAACCUCACCUGUUGUGUCUCUGCUGGAUAUUUUUGGGUAUCCUUUGCAAUAAUGUAAAGCCAUUCAUAGAGAUUUUGUGUAUAGUAUAUUGUUGUAAUUGGUCAUAUAAAAAAACAAUGCCGUUAC